CUCGCGAGUCGAGCUUGGGCGCUUGGCGGGAAUGGGUUAUGCGGGGUGUGCUCCCUUAGCUCCGCAUCCUCCGUGGAAAACGACAGCAUUCCCGCUGGGCACUUAGGAAUUAUGCCUGUGGACGCUGCCUGCUUUUUAUACCUUUCCAUCCCGAGUCGUGACAGAGCUGUAGUUAAGUUGUUAAGCUAGCACCAGAGCUCGGUCAGAGGAGCAGCGGAGAGGCGCCGGUGAGUCUUCAGUACAGUCAGUCAGUCAGACUUGGUUUCCCUUCAGUCACACGUCCGUUAUAACGGACUAACGGACAUCAACGUUAACGGAGACUGGAGACCAGAGACGUAGCUGAUCGACUGUGAGGAUUUGAGGGAUGGGGCGCAAGUUGGACCUGUCUAGUCUUACAGAGGACGAGGCAGAGCAUGUGCUACAGGUGGUCCAAAGAGACAUGCGGCUGCGCAAGACAGAAGAGGAACGACUAAGUGAUUUGAAGCAGGAGCUGACUGAGGAGGAUACUCGGUGUGUUUUGCUCUCACGUCAGCGCAGCUUUAACCAGCGCUGCUGCAUUCGCUGUUGCUCGCCUUUCACCUUCUUGCUCAAGCCACGCCGUCGCUGCCUAGACUGUCACUUCAACGUCUGCAGACGCUGCUGCUCUUACUCCACUACCGACAAAGGCUGGCUGUGCUCCGCCUGCGAGAAGAGCAGACUGCUGAAGACCCAGUCUCUGGAGUGGUUUUACAGUAAUGUGAGGAGACGCUUUAAGAGGUUUGGCAGUGCCAAAGUGCUGAAGACACUCUACAGGAGGCACAUUGCAGAACAGGGGAGCCAGGCUGAACUCACAGAAGGAAGUACAUAUGAUGAAAGUGUGGGCAAUGGGGACAGUGUGUAUGAGAGUGACUCCACAUUCUACAAGCAUAGUGAAGAGCAUACCAUGGCAGAGACCAUCGGUGUGGCACUGCGUGUGGCAGAAGAAGCCAUAGAUGAAGCCAUCGCCAAGGCUGAGAGUCAAAGAGACAACAAAGAGAAGCUGAAGGAAGCUUGUUACCUACGGGACAACAGAGGAGAACUUAUAGAAGAGCUGACCACCACAAUUGUACAGAAAAUUAUCCGCAGGAAGACAGAUCAAUCUGAGAUGCAAUCUGAGAUGCAGCCAGAGCAUAAUCCGAACUGUUCUUCUGAUCAGAAGAGUGAUGUGAGCUCUACUGCUUCUCCUACCAAUCGACCUCGGAGUGCCAUGGCCUCCCAGUCUAGCCCCAAGACCUCCCUAUGGAGGUCCCGAUCAGCCUUGUCUCUUUUCACUGAUGAAAUACAGCACCAGCAUGGCAAACCCCAGCAGAGACCCAUUCACUGUAAAGACUGUACACAGGGACUGACAAAGGAUGGAAUCUCUAUCUCAACUCUUCCUAGUUGGAAGAGUGUGGACCGUCUGGACAACUCCAUGUUGCAGAGUUCAGACGGUAAUUGGAUUGCGCUCCAAAGCACCCAACUCUCUCGACCCAGCCUGCUGACAAAGCGCAAGAGUCUGGUGUUCAGUGCUUUGGAAAAGGAAUCUGGUGUGGUCUCUGCAUAUGAUGGGAUGGGCUCUGACACUGAACCAGACAGUGAUGGAACCUGGUGCGCAGCCCUGCUGGAGAUUCGCAACAAAAUGUCCUCAAACAAUGUGCCAAAUAACCUUCAGUCCACCAGCCCACAGCCAACACUGAAAUCACCCACACAACCUGCUGCUGACCAGGCCCAGAAUGACUCUGGCCAGGAUACCCGAGUGCCAAAAUUCCACAAAUCUCCAUUUCCUUUCUUGAAGAGGAAGGUGCCUCUGGAAUGCAAGCGCUCAUCUUCUCAGCGCCUCAGUGUGAUGGAUAUUAACUUUAACCCAGAGGGCACAGAAAGCAGUGAAGAUGGCUUAGAAGACAGCAAAGUCAAAAGGACACGACGGAAAAGAAGAAGCAAACGAGAGGAUGCAGAGGAGAAAGAAUUCACAGCCUUGUCUUCAGCUGAACCUGACUAUAGCAGGAUUCUGCUGGAUGUUCUGGUGAAACACCGGAACAAGAGGCAGGGUACCUCAGAGUUCCUGAGUGACCAGACUAUGGACACUACAACCUCUGAUAUUCAAAGUUCUGAGGCUGGGACUCCUGAUGCUUUUGAGUCUGAACGGGAAAAGAAUCAUGUUUUGAGUGGUUCUGUAGAAAACAAACUGACAUCCACACUGAGAGUACUGGCCAAUCAAGUGAGUGAAACACAGUUCUCCUCCACUGAAGAUGAGCUUGACAGAGUGAAAGAAAUUGGUACAGGUGGAAAUGACAGUGCAGAGGAAGGAAGAGGGGAAGCCUUAUUGGAUAUGGAGGUGGAUGCAGAAAAGGAAGAGCUAAGAGGAACAGAAGAGGGUGAAGAGCAAACAGAAUGCAAGAAAUUUCUAAAGGUGGAGAUAAGUGAAGCGGAGAUGGUAAAGGAGGUAGAAGAACGUCAAAAGUGCCAGGCAACAGUGGAAGAAGAUGUAGUUGGGCCAUCUGUAGAAGACAUUGGGAAGGAAAGUCAGGUAGAUAGAGAGUUUGAGAAUUCAGGAAUCUUGACUACAGAUAUGAUUGGUCAUCUACAUAAUGAGAUUCAAGAGCCAGUGGAUAAACAAAGUGAAAGUGAGAUGGAGAAAUCAGUAGAAAUUCCGCAGAGCAUGUGCUUAGAUCAUAACAGCAUGAGAGCAGAACAGGUCACUGAGCUUGGGGCGAGUGAAAUAGGUAACCUUGAUGACACUAAUGCCGAGGAGCAGAUUAAAACUACUGAAGAGACAGCAGGUUGUAUAACUGAGAUAAUCAACGAGGAUAAGGUUGAGGAAGAGGAGGAAAACCGGUCAGAAGGAAAAGACAGUGGUGAUACUGAGCCAGAGCAAGAGAACAACAGUGUUGCGUUAAAUACACCCCAGGAGCCAGAGGGCCUUUCAGAAACAGAGCAACAACGGCAGAUGGUUGGAGAGAGACCAGAGAGUGGCCAUCAGGUCAAGAGUCAGGAGAUUGAAAAGCAAAUGAAAGAGACUGAAUGCACAGCUGACAGUGGAGAAGACAGCUUAGAGGAUACAGCAAGUGAAAGAAAAGAAACAGAGCAAGACGGGGAUAAUCAUGAUUUAUCUACAUUCAUGAAAAAGGAGCAGGUAGAAUAUAAAAUGAUGCUUCACAGUGCAGUCAGGACCUUGAAUAACAUGGAGGAAGAGAUUGACACACAUAACAGCAACAUGAGAUUCAGCUCAUUAGAUGAUACUGAAAGGAGUGAGGAAGAAGAGGAAAUUGUGGCCGAAGAAAGAGGAGUAGAAGACAUGACACAUGAUGAAGAGAUAGAGGAUGGCAUUGAGGUGGAACAAGACAAAGAGAGAACGAGUAGAAAUGAACGAGCACUGGAGAAGUUUAUGGAAAAAGACAGUCAACAUGAGUUGGUUGAGAAAACAGAAGAACAUACUUGUGUGGUAAAAGCAGAAGAGUGUAAAUGUAAAGACCACCUACUCAAAGAAGGUCUGGACUGUGCCAUCUAUGGUCAAGAAGUGUUUCUUACACCAGAGGAAAUCUACAAAGGUAACAAUCUGGACUUAGAAAAAGACCUGCAGUUUCUCUCCACUUUGCUGCAGCAGAAGUAUACUGCUGCAUCACUUCGCAGUAUCACAACUGAGGUGCUGAAGGUUCUGAAUGCCACUGAAGAUCUGAUUCAAGGCACAGUGGGUGAUGGAAUCGGACAGUCAGAAUCACGAGACCUGCCUCCACUCCCUCCAGCCCAGAGCAAGAGACUGGAUGAGCAACUCUGCAGACUAGAGGAGAACGUUUAUGUGGCCGCGAGUGCUGUGUUUGGUCUAGAAGCUGAGCUGGGUGAUCUGGAGGAGUGUGCACGCAGCAUCAGUGGAGCCACCUCAGAGGGAGAACUGGCUCACCUGGAGGAGCAGGUGGCCUCAGUUGCAGCCCAAGUGCAGCAGUCUGAUCUCCAGGUGUCAGACAUUGCAGCGAGAAUCGCAGCUCUAAAAAAUGCAGGCCUUAACGUAGCCCCUCAGACACGUUUUGCCAAGCCACAAACGAUAGACUCAUCUAGGCAGCACCGGCGCCGACUACCAGCACCUCCGAUGCAAGAUAAAAAGGCCUAGUGCAGGUCAGAGCUCAGGAAACAACUUGCGCAGCCAAAUAACAUCCCUGCCAAAACAGCAGAGCCUCUGUUCACUUGUGCCUUCAAGCAGUGAACUGCUGCACAGAACAGCAUGGUACUUCUAGCCUUGACCAAAACCCCUGCGCUCCAUGCUGACUGAUGCUGUUUGCCUUAAAAAAACAACUAGGGAUGGGAGGACAUGGGGAGACACUCUGAAAAUAUUUGAGGUAUUUUUCCACAACACUACUGUGGGUCAGUCCAUGACUGGUGAUUGGUGAGAACAAAAAACACCAACAGUAUUGUGCAAAAUGGCAAAUAUGGCAUCUUUUCAUAAUCUUAUUAUUUUGCUGGUGAUCCUGAUAUAUAUAAUUAAAUUUAUUGAAAAAGAUUAUAAAGAAUUUUGGGAUCAGGUUGCUACAUCUCUGCAAACAACUGUCAGCCUGUUUCUUUGUUGUGAAUAAGGUAAUUCAAUAAGUCAUUCAACAGAGAGACAAUUCCUCAUAUUUAAAAUGAUUUUACAAUAAACAGCCUGUUUUUUUUUUUUUUUAUAAAACGGUCAAAUCAUUGUUACAAACCAAUGAGCCGUUUCUGCCCACUUUGUCUACUGUUCUGUCUGUCAACUAAAUAGUAAUAAAUAUGUUCAGAACUGUCAGCAUCUUAACACUUACAGAAAAAGCACAUGAAUCACACAUCCCUACUGUAAUGUUAAUUUGCUGAAGUUUGACACAACUCUGUAAAGAUGCUAAUUUAUUGUAAAGAUGUAAAUUACUGUAAUGAAUAAAAAAAUGCAAUCACCUCUCAAUCACAUGCACUUUCAUCACAGAUGUUAUGCUAAAAAUGGAUCAUGUUACAAUGAAUACUCACUUGUCAGUGUACAGACCAAGGGAACCUAGUAUGCCUUGGAUAAAAUAGCUGAUGCGUCAGCUGUGUGCCUUUCCUUCUUAAGGCUAUAAAUAAAAUACACUGAUUAUAAAACAAAACUAUGAAAAAUAAUUUAUAUUUUUGAACACAUUCAAAAUUGUCAAUGGUGCAUUUGAAAUAUUGCUUCAGUUGUGAUUGUAACGUUGACAUUUGUUCUUGCUCAAAUUGAAGACAUCAAAAUGUGCUACUUGUAACACAGUAAUACUGGUGUUAGGUGUCAUUUUUCUUGUUGAUGGCUUUAUAGCUGAAAAUAUCGGCAGAGUGAAAACACUCAAGGAGAGUGUACCAUCGCACCAUGUCAAGACACUGUUAAAUAUUUUUCCAGUAUCAGAAGAAGCUGUUAUGUAGUGCCAAAAGAAUACAGUGUAACCUCUGAAACAAUCAUAGUCCUUGCCUUUAAAAAUGAAAGCAUCACUUUCACAAUUUAGUGUUCAAUUGAUUUGUGUCCACAGUUGUUAGCAGAAUAAAUAAAGAGUUGAGAGGAGAAAA
This is a messenger RNA of Pygocentrus nattereri (red-bellied piranha), 5511 nucleotides long. RefSeq names its product rab effector MyRIP (gene myripa). Gene Ontology annotation, biological process: intracellular protein transport. NCBI's taxonomy places the organism in Eukaryota, Metazoa, Chordata, Actinopteri, Characiformes, Serrasalmidae. The record is from RefSeq and is a predicted model, not a curated record. Gene Ontology annotation, cellular component: cortical actin cytoskeleton. The transcript has 17 exons. Bases 365 to 4102 code for a protein of 1245 amino acids. Gene Ontology annotation, molecular function: actin binding; small GTPase binding; myosin binding.